Messenger RNA from Aedes albopictus (Asian tiger mosquito), 5113 nucleotides. It is a transcript of the gene RluA-1, whose product is annotated as pseudouridylate synthase RPUSD2. Gene Ontology annotation, molecular function: RNA binding; pseudouridine synthase activity. NCBI's taxonomy places the organism in Eukaryota, Metazoa, Arthropoda, Insecta, Diptera, Culicidae. The coding region runs from base 2129 to 4306 and encodes 725 amino acids. The transcript is spliced from 12 exons. The record is from RefSeq and is a predicted model, not a curated record. Gene Ontology annotation, biological process: enzyme-directed rRNA pseudouridine synthesis.
GUUGUCGGUCGCUGGAGGUCUGUUUAUUAUCAGAGAUUCUCGCUCGCGAGUUUCGGCACUUUCCGGGGAGCGGAAAAGUGUCUCAUUUUCGCGAACUCCAGACGACGACGACGACGUCGGUUGACGAUGGACGAAACCGAGUUCGAUCCAGCUUUUAGCACCAUCACACAGGUCAAAGUGUGUUUAUUAUACGAGCACGCUUCGGGAAAAUCCCUCAGUCAAUCGCGGCCCGUUGCUCAUGUCUGAUGUUGGAAAAGAGAAAACCUUUGUGUACCCCGGAAAGGAUAAGUGUGGUACCCUUCGACUAUCACUCGUGGCUCGUUUCCGGCCUCUGCCGUUCGGUUUAUAUUGUAUUGUUGUCUCCCACUGACUGUUGUGUCUCCGAGACUAUUGUUCACCCUGAUUCAGAUGAUUGACUUGAAUGCCAAAAAUUGGAUCCCCCGACGGACGGAAUUGGCAUUCUGAGUAGACGUAAAACCAUUUUACACCCCUGAUGGUCGUCGGUCGGGUGCGAUUUUGAUUCGCGAGUGGCUUGUGAACCGGAAAAGGACGAUACCAAACGACGACGAAUCCUUUUGUACUGUGGAGCGUGAAGCACUCUCACAUAUACGCGAAUGAAACUAGUGGGGGACAGUGCGAUGCGGAUCAAUUAGCAUUUAGUAUCCUUAACUCCGGUGAUUGUACAAAUACCGGCGAGUUUGAUUGCAUGUUCAACUAAGUGUGUGUUUGUUUGUGAAAUGUGAGAAGCUAAUUUACGGUAAAAGCAACAAACAGCGUAUGAGAUUUCGCUUUUGUGACGAAGGAAAGCCGUGAAACGUUUGGGUUGCUGUUAUAGUGGUGAAUGCAAGCGCGCCGCAACCGUCAAUCAAAAGCCUCUGUUCAAAUCCUGUGGACAACUAAUUUUCUAAGCGUGCGCCGCUUCCAGUGCAAAUGAAGUGUUUUCCAGUGCGACAAACGAUCCAUCCGAUAUCGGUUCCAAAUCAACGGAAAUAAGCCUAAUCAAAAACAGCAGCCAGUUCUGAUCUGAUGAUAUCCCGCGAACAGAGCUACUCCACACUAUCGGUCACCACUAUUCCGUCCCAUCCGCCGCUGCCGCGGUGAACAACUACGAGUAUGUGUCAGUACAUGUGUUGUUAAUUUAAUUUACUCUCCGGCUGCCAUCGUCACCAUAGUCAUCAUCAUCAUCACCGCCCUGGUUGACCCCAGAGAACAAGCGCACGGACGGACUUCUACACUGAGGCUGUUAAGUGAAGAUAAAUAACGAAUAAUUAACGACGAGUCAUUCCGAAAGGUUAUGCAACAGCUCCAUAAGUCGACGACGACGACGGCCCGGUGCGAGUUCGGGGCGGACAGACCCCGCUGAGCUUGGAUGAGCUUCUGCGCUAAGCCGGUCCCGCCUUAUCAGCACAGCCGUCCGCGGAGAAUAGGGCCAUCGCCGCGCCAACUUGGGACCUCUGCUGCUGCGGUGAAGUGUGCCGCCGCCAAGUAGACCAAAGAGAGCGUCCGGUGCCCCCGUGCGCACCGUGAGUGGAUCUGCUGCUGCUGAGUCUGACUGAGCUGAGAGUGAGUGCGCGCGCGCCGUGAAAUCGCGAGAGAAGAAGCCCCCAGUCGCAGCAGCGUGUUUCAGGUGGAGCCGCGUUAAGCUGCUGCGUUGUGCGCGCUGUCGAUGCUUGGAGAUUGAAUUUAUUUGGCUGUUAGUUGCCUUUCAGUCUCGGAGGCGGCGUGACGAUCAGCGAUCGUGUAUCCGGAUUUUUACUUUCUUUCAGCGCGAGGCGCGUGAGUUCGAUUUCUUUUUUUCACGGUGUUCGUAGUCGGUUCCAUCAUCGUCGGUUUUGUUUACGCUUCCCCGUCAGUCGACCCGUCAAGGCUGGGGAAUUCCGCGGGCACUGCGAGAAGCUGCCAAGAGUUGUGCUACCGGAGGGUGUCGCACGUCUGUGCUACCUGUUGUUGGGGUUUCCGUUGGAAGUUGAAGUGUGAUUUGUCUUGUGAUUCCAUUCUAAUGUAAAUGAUUGAUAGUGAUAUCCUGUGAGAGAAAAAGCGCAUAGCUUAAAGCAAAGGAAGAAGUUGUUGGAAUAUUAAAAGUGUGAUUACCAAGUGAAGAAAUUUUUAAGAAGUUAACGAAGCGAAGAUGCAGCACCAUCCUGGUUCCUGGUAUAUACCGUGGGGUGUCCCGGGGAUGGGCCUCCAAAAAAUGCUGGCGGUUCCGUUCAAUCCGGCUACGGCCGGCUUCCAUCAGCCUCAGAUUGCGGCCGCAGCGGUUCAGCCGCCGCCACAGGUUCAGACUGCCGGCCAACAACAGGCCAGUCAGCAGGCUGCUUCCUACCACCAUCAGCACCAGCUGCAUCAGCACCAUCCUGCGGCCGCGCUGCACAAUCCAGCCGCAGCAGUGGCAGCCGCUGCUGCCAUGCAGCAUCAACCCCUACAUCCAGCGGCCGCUGCCGCCAUGUUCACCCCUCUUAAUCUACGCAGCUUCAUGGCCCACCAUCCGGCGGCCCAUCUGAACCUGGGCCAGCAGCCGAUGGCGGCCGCCCAGCAGCCACAGCACACCCAGUCGGCAAUCCCCGGCACGCCCCAGACCCAGACCCAGCAGUUGACCGCGCUCGGGUUGAAUGGGGCCAUUGGGGCCAUGGUACCGAUGCGGCAACAGCAGCCGGUACCGCAGCAGCAGCCGGGACUACCGCCGCAGCCGCAGAAGACGCCCACCAACGUGGUGUCCACCAGUACGCUCAUAAUGCCGAUGAGAAAGAUCAUCAUGUCCGAGAAGGACAAAACCAAGUUGGCCUCCACCGAGAAGCGGAAAGCCGACGAAAGCGAACCCGUUAAGGAUCUCAAAAAGGCAAAGCUGGAAACCAAAGCACUGAAAGCUAAACGACCGGGCUUCACGGACGAGCGGUACCACGAGACGUCCUACUACAUCGAAAAUGGCCUUCGGAAGGUGUACCCGUACUAUUUCACCUUCACCACGUUCACCAAGGGCCGCUGGGUGGGCGAAAAGAUCCUGGAUGUGUUCGCCCGCGAGUUCCGUGCCCAUCCGGCCGAGGAGUACGAGCGGUGCAUCAAAGCCGGCACCCUGACGGUCAACUACGAAAAAGUGCCAACAGACUAUAGGUUAAAGCAUAACGAUCUCCUGGCGAACAUCGUGCACAGGCACGAGACGCCCGUUCUUGAUCACCCCAUCAAUAUAAUCUAUGUUGACAACGAUCUCGUUGUGCUGGACAAACCUUGCUCGUUGCCGGUCCAUCCGUGCGGUCGCUACCGUCACAAUACGGUCGUGUUCAUCCUGGCCAAGGAGUACAACCUGAAGAAUCUGCGGACCAUCCACCGGUUGGAUCGGUUGACAUCGGGGCUGCUGCUGUUCGGGCGCAGUCCGAAGAAGGCCCGCCAGAUGGAGCACCAGAUUCGGAACCGACAGGUGCAGAAGGAGUACAUCUGCCGGGUGGAGGGCGAGUUUCCGGAUGGCAUCAUCGAGUGCAAGGAACCGAUCGAGGUGGUCAGCUACAAAAUUGGCGUCUGCAAGGUUUCACCGAAGGGUAAGGAGUGCACCACCACCUUCCAGAAGCUGGGCUACAAUGGCACCAGCAGUGUGGUCCUGUGCAAGCCCCUAACCGGUCGGAUGCACCAGAUCCGGGUGCACCUGCAGUAUCUGGGUUAUCCCGUGGUAAACGACCCCCUGUACAACCACGAGGUGUUCGGUCCGGCCAAGGGACGAGGCGGUGACAUCGGCGGCAAAAGCGACGAACAGCUGGUGAAGGAUCUUAUCAACAUCCACAAUGCGGAAAAUUGGCUCGGAAUCGACGGCGACUCGGAACUGUCCAUGUUCAAACCGAUGAAGAACGACUUGGAGGAUGGCAAGGGACCAAUUUUAAGUGACGACGACUCGGAGAGUGUGUCCCGCGAAGCGUCGCCCUGCUCGGAAAGCCCCCGGCCGGUGUCGCUGGGCAGCGAGAGCCCCAACGAGAACAUGUGUGCCUCGAUCCUGACGCCGAAUACGUUGAACGUCGUUGGCAGUGCCAACACCGGCAGCAGCAACAGCAGCAGUUCCACCGCACUUAACACUCGGCUGCAGUCGCAAAAGGUCACUGUGGCUACGCAAACUGGCCACGAAUCACCCGAUUUGGCGUUCAACCCGGACAAGAUGACCACGGACAAGCACUGCUACGAGUGCAAGGUGCGCUACCGGGACCCGAAGCCGCAGGAUUUGGUCAUGUACUUGCACGCCUGGAAGUACAAGGGCCCCGGCUGGGAGUACGAAACCGAACUGCCCGAGUGGGCUCGCGUCGACUGGCACGACGGCGACUUCGAAUGAAUGGCGAUGGCCAACGGCGCCCUGCUACUGCCGCUGGACUACGACCACGACGGAUACAUCUCGUACUGAACUCUUCGUAGCAGUGCAAUGACCAAUUCCAGUGACCGGAAAUCCAACGCCAGCCACAACGGUAGAAGGCGUCCGUGUAGCGUGUAAAGUAUGUAGUAGUGCAUGUCGGGAGAAUAUCGGCGAAGUAAAUUAAAUGGAUUAACUAAGAAGUAAGCAACAGCAACUGUGACCAAAACCCGAGUGUGAUUCGAGAACCAACGCGUGUUCCAAGAACAAACGGUAGGAUGGGGGAAGAACACCCGCACCGCCAGCUUAGUAGACAAGAAGUAAAAAAAAAGACAGCCAAAUGGUUAGUUUGGCGACCAGAAAAUCCUAAACAAUAACAGAAGCGAGGGGCGGUGAAGAACAAAGGGCAGUGAUCAUAGUUGCUCUAUCAUAUUAUCAUCAUCGUCAUCGUCGGGGGCUCUGGUAGCCGCUGUUGGCCCGAGAUGAGAACGGAUUUAUCAAAUCGGAUCAAAAGAAGGAGGAAGGAGGCGAUGUUUUAGGUUUUUAGGAUAGCGCAUAUUGUUCUAGGUCUUUAAGUUUCUAGCGGUAUUUAGGCAGGCAGAUGGAAGAAGACGUUUUAUGACAUAAGGACAUACUCACACAGACAAACACGCAGAGCACAAGAAACUGGAAGCAACAGGCGGCUGAAAACUGUAGCAAAUUUUCUUUCCCAAGGAUGGUAGUAGUGUAGCAGAGUAGACGAUGCUACGGAAUGCGGAAAGACGUUUUCAUAAAUUUGAAGUUUGCGCCAAA